CCAGCUGCAGAGCCCUCCCCAGACACUAAACACAAGGGCAAAAAUACACCAAAGGCACCAAUGCCAAAGAGCCAUGCUUGGGGACUAUCCUGAGGGUUCAGGUAAGAAGCAACACCUGUCCAUGGUUCCAGACAGGAGUCCAGCUGGGAACCCUCCCCAGCUAACCCUUUCUGAGAGGCACAAAAAAAACACUCUGCGACUUCCAGAAAAUCAGAGAGAGAGAAAUCGAUACCCUCUCCUCCUGGCUCAGGUCUUACUCCGCAAUCAGCAGGCAGCUCAGCCUUGGUUACCACUUGCAAGCACGAAAGGGUUAAGGAGAACCUUGCACAAACUUUGCUGCGAGCUGAGCUCGCAGCCUCCCUCCCUUCCCUCCUCGCUGCCGAGAUGCAGCAGCUCCGGAGCUCUCCCGAUCCUCUCUGCUCUGCCUGCUGCCUGCCGCUGCUGAGGGAGGGGACUGCCUGCCGCACGCUGCCUCCAUCCAGGCGGUGAAGCACACGAAGAGAAGUCUCCUUGCCCCUUCUCCUGCUGCCUGCGAAGGAAGGGCUUCAGCACUGGGGCUGCUGGGUCAGUCAGUUGCCAUCUCAAGACCUGGAGUAAGAGCCACCCCUGCCAGCAAACCAUGUGAAUUCAAGAGCAGAGAAGAAAGUGCGUUUGGCACGCCUGUUGCUUAAAAGGCAAUAUCCUGACUCCAGCAGUAAGACAACAAACCUUUCCUGCAUAAAUCCCACUACCUGGGCGGAGAUGUUCCUAGAUAAAUCACCAGCAAGCUCAUGGUGUGAAACAGCUGCUCUAGUGCCUAGUCCCAACACCCCUGCCUGCUCUGAAAGAAAGACAACUUGUUGACUAUUCCUAAGGAGAAGCUCAAAACUAUGUAUUUUAAGCAAGUGUCAGUAACCUAAAGUGGAUUAGGAGAGAAAAGAUUGCAACCUUCCUCGGCUCAUACAGGGGUAAACCACCUGCUGUGGGAGAAGCUGCAGAAAGCUCACUCUGGAGAUGACCUACUGAAAGAAGGACCUGAGCAUUUUCAGGACAAAAGAGAAGCUUGGUGGCAGUGUAAAACACAAGUUUUGUGCCUGUUAUCAUUGUAAGAGCAUCUUGAAAAAUGAUUUACAGAGCCCCGUCUUAUGCAGUCUGCUUAACUCUGUGAAACAGUUGUGAGACCAAGAAGAUGGAGCAUUCCUUGCUGAAUCCUACUAAGAAGAUGUCCUGCCAUCUGUUCUAAGUCUCCUCUCUUGACCUGCUUUUAGUCUGGUGAGGUAAGACGUGAAAUUUGACAAUAAAUCGGGAAAAUGGACCAAAGCUGACAGAGAGCGAUGACUGAGAUUUAUUUCAAAUUCCGUGGAAACCUGACUGGCCGUGUCCACUUUCCAACGCUGGCUACAGAAGUAGACACAACAGCAGAUAAAUAUGCCAGCCUGUACAUUUACGUGGGGUUGUUCUUAACACUUCUGGCUAUCCUUCUCAUUUUGCUUUUCACCAUGCUUUUGCGCCUAAAGCAUGUUGUUUCUCCAAUCACUACAUCUCCAGAGAGCACUGAGAAUGCUCAGCAGUUCACAGAUGUGGAAAUGCGCAGCAGGAUUCCUACAACUUAGAGACCCCAAUGCAAAGAAGGCUCUGUGUUUGUGAAACAUAUUUUGUUCAGCACAAUUGGGGUGGAAAGAAUCUCUGUGUGCCUGUUGAGCCCUACAACUUAUUGCACAACCAUCAACAGCAGCAUAGAGCAGCUGGUGAGUGUCAUGCAACUCAGACACUGACUGGCUGGGACACACUGGCUGUUGACACUACAGGCAACAUGUGUGCAACACCCUCAGUAAAAUUUACAUUAUGGAAACCUACUGCUGUCAACAGACUCAUAUCCCUCUAAAAGUCCUUGUAGAAAAUUGUAAAAGUCACAAGAAUGACAGCAAAUAUAUGUAUAUACAAAUAGAAAACAGAGAGAUUCAUACCAGAAUGUGUGCUGGACCCUGUAUUUGGUGGCCUAUCUUUCUGCCUUUAAAUUCCUUGGCUGUGAAAAGAGAUGACUCAACAAAGUUAAGUGAUGUAACUGCAAAAAGCCUAUUCAAAUGAAGAGCACAUAAAGAAAUGAUCAGUGGUUCAGAAAUUCUCAGACAUUUCUCCCAUUCAGGAAGGAAAACCUUAAACUGCUUAACUGCUUUUUUUUUUUUUUUUUUUUUUGCCGUUAUUUUUUUUUUUCCACUUGAAUGGCAGAUUUGCACAACAGAGUUUCAGAAGUAUACAAAUGGUUCAUCACCUGCUGGAUCUAUUGGUUUCUGACAUUAAACACCAUACAUUGAGCAGUUGCAUCCCAGAUAUCAGAAAGAGAUGUUGCUUUUGAAAGAAGAAAAUAAAAGUAAACUUUACCAAAGGUAUAAAAUAAAAAGAAAGCAUCAGCAGAAAAUGAGCAGCAGUAGAGAAAAAAUAUUAAAAGACACCCUACCUCUCUUUUCUUGCUCUCAUUUAUAUUCACUGAGCUGACUACAGACACAUUUGUAUCUUUCAGCCUUCCCAGUAUCACUCAGUAAUUAAAAUGCAGUGUAAAGUUUGUGAAUCAAACGGGCAUUGUUCUCCUAACAGACACAAAUUCAGAAUAACAUUUCCUCUCAUAUUCAUGUUGGGUUUUCUGUCUCAAAACACAUAUCAGUUCUUCCAAAGCUUUUUUUAGUUGUUUUCCUCCAAAGAAAGCUGAAGAAAUGCCAGGACCUGGCACUACAAUAAUGAACAGUGUGAACAGCUUUGGACAUAGUCUAGUAGGGAACAUGCAGAUGGAAAGCAAACUGAGCACUGAAAGACAGGGCUGGAUUCAGAUAUCCUGGUGGCUCGUUUGGAACAGUGAGGAAAAAAAUGAUUACUUAAAUUUAUGGAACAACAGCCUGACCCAAUGCUCUCACCCAUGAAAGAUGUACAAAGGUAGGCUUCGUUUCUGUGGAUAGGAAAGAUGGAAUCAAAUAUGGCAUAUCACUUCUGGAAGAGCUGCUACCUCUUACAGAAAAACUUCAAAUUAGAUUGUUUCUGCUAUACCUCUGGUACUUUCCACAUUUCUAUGCACUUUUUUGCCAAUUCCCUCCUCUCCAAAGGCCUGGGAAAUGUACACGCCCCACAAAAAAAAAGUGCUAAAAUUAGAGAUGACACUGACUCCAUGGUCUUGUGAUAGUAACAAAAACUUGUUUUUCAGAUGCUUUGUGUACACCUGUUUUUACCUUUAAAAGUCUGUGAGCUGUUUGGACUAGAAACAUGGCUUCUUUAGCUGGUUCUGUGGGGACAACAGAACAUCAAGGAACAUCCAUACCACCUAUUGUUGGUCCAUGGGGAGGAGGACUAGUUUUUUUUCAAUGAUGUAUUUAGUAUGAAGAUACUUUAAAACUGCUUCCUCAUAUUGAAUAGCACCAUUAAUUCCCACAUAAGGUUUAAUCUGUGAAAUAGCAUGUUGACUGUGCAAGGAAAAUAUAGCACACUUGUGGCUUCACAACCAUACUGGUGGCUUCAUGCUACUCUCAGCACUGUACAAGAGCCCAAAUUCUGUGUGAUGACGAUUUGAAUAUUAAUCCACCUAAGCCAGAUGGCUACUAAGUUAGUCAAUGACAUUUAAGUGUAACAGAAACAUAUGCAGAUCAUAUGGCCUGGUAUGUAUCCUGCAUUCAGCCAUCAGGGUGCAGACUAGCUCAGGCUCAACAUCUGGCUUGCCUCUCAAUUUUCUUGAUGCACAAUUUGAAAGCUACAGCUUACUUGAAUCAUUAAUGAACUAUCAUAUCAAAUCAGCAUCUAAAACACAUUAACCUUUCAGCACAACUAUCUGUAGAAAAGCUUUAUUUCCAAGAAGCUGCAGGACAGAUUCAUAUAUUAACAAAAAAUAUCAGGCCCACUAAUAGAAAAUGAUAGUAUCAGAAUCGGAGCUGGGAUCCGCAUUCUGAUUGCUCUGGUCUCAGCUGAAAAGCCCCUAAAAGUAGGUGUCAGGAUUGGGUUUUUGCCUUCUGUUAAUUCAGAAGACACCUUUAACUGUUUAAAACUCAUUCAAUAAAUGUAUUGUAAACAAAAUAGCAAUCAUUUUGA
Molecule: messenger RNA, 4047 nt
Organism: Anas platyrhynchos (mallard)
Lineage: Eukaryota; Metazoa; Chordata; Aves; Anseriformes; Anatidae
Gene: SERTM2
Product: serine rich and transmembrane domain containing 2
Cellular component (GO): intracellular membrane-bounded organelle
Source: RefSeq, a predicted model, not a curated record